AUGGCCCCGCUGCUGUUGGCGCUGGCUGCUGCCUCCCUGGCUUGGUCGUGCGCGGCCGCCGCCGCCGCCGCCCCGUCGGGCAGCCGCUUCUCCGAGGCGCGGGUGGCGCGCUGGGCGGCGGCGGCGCUCCGGCACGUGGCGGCGGCGCAGUGUCCCGAGCGCGGCGGGCUCUUGCCGCGGCCGCAGUGUCAGCGCCUGGCGCGGCUGUCGCAGGGGCCCGGGCCCGCCGUCUACGUCUCGGAGCCCUCCCGGCCAGGCCACAAAGUGCGCGCGCUCUUGCCCGACGGCUGGGGGGAGCGGCCCGGAGCGGCCCCCGUCGCGCCCGGCCGCAACCAGAGCGGCGGCCCGCAGCGCCCGGCCUCCGCGCCCUCGGGGCAAGACGCCAUCCUCGUGCUCGACCCCAGCCCCGGCGCCAACUUCGGCCACCCGCUCCUGCUCUUCUAUGUCGACUUCCACGUCAGCCCGCGCCGGUGCCGGAGCCGUGACCGCCUCUACCUGGGCAGCUACGAAUGCUUGACUCCUGCCCAGAGGAGCCACUGCGAGAACCAACUGAAGCGCAGGCCGGGCCGUGGCAAGGGACGGAGCCAGCGGUCGGCAGGACGCGCCCGACGCGAGGAGCCCCCAGUAGGGCUCUGCGAGAUCCAUUUUCUGCCCACGGUGGUGGCGGCGCAGGACCCGAAACACCUGCAGAAGUUGCACUGCAUGGACCUCCGUGGGUACAGCCCGUGCCCUCAGUCUCUGCCCCUCGUGAGCUCCAGUUCCACGGCUGCCUACUGCGAGCUCAACAAGAACACCCGACGGUGCCAUCGCCAGCAGCUUCCGAUGUACAAAUCAUGCCGCAUGUAUCAGACGUGCGACCACGCGGUGCUGAUUGCAGGUGGCUGGCAGGAACAGGUCAUCUACCCCCACCAUGCCCAGAACUUGAUGCUUUUCCACCAGAUGCUCCGACGGAAUGGCUUCCGCCAGGAGCACAUCAAGGCCUUCUUUGCGAGCGAGGGGCAGGCCUCAGCUGCUGUGGAGAUGGGCGAUGUGCAUCCAGCCACAGAGAAGCUGGCGAUCCGCUCCCACCUUGCCUUGCUCUGCCGGAGUCUCCACUGUGCUGACUCGCUGGUGCUCUACCUCAACAGCCCAGCAGCCAGCGAUGGCACCAUACUGCUGUGGGAUGCCAACCGCAAUGGCAUUGCGGAUCCUAAGGAGCGGUACCCCGUCUCGGAGCUCCUCACUGACUUGGAGAACUGCAACGCCCGCAGGGUCCUCCUCUUCCUUGACCAGAGCUAUCCGGGGCCGUUGGCAAAGAAGCUGCGAACGUCACGGCGCCAUCCCAAUGUGGUGCUGGUACGCAGCACUGCCGCCGCCGCUGCCAACGGAGGGUCUGCGUUUGCCGAGUUCUGGGCAGGGCUGCUGCCUGACCAGUGUCUGCUCCAGCAUAUCUUGCCGGUGGGUCCGUGGUCGGCAGUCUUGGCCUCUGGUCCUCCUGCCCAACUACUCAAUGUCACAUUAGCAGGAGCUCCCUGCCAUUCCGUGCCACCCCUGGGCGAAGAAGAGCGCCAGCGUCGCUACCAAGGCUGCCAGAACCUCCCCACCAUGUUAUGGUAUCAGAGCCGGCACCAGCAGCUGCCCCAGGAGGAGGACUGAGCCUGAAUUGGGCGCUGGCCUGGAUCAGUCCUCAAGAUCGGAGCCUUGUUCUGUUCCCGUGGACCCUUCCCCACCCCCCACCCCCCAGGAGAUUCUUGGCUUCAAGGCACACGGGUGGAGUCCUCUGCUGCAGCUGCCCAGUGGGUCGGCCUGGGACUGUUUGUUGGAUGUUGCUGGGAGAGGUUGCUGCACUGGACUCUCCAAAGCCAUUUCCAGCUGCCGGGGCCAAAAGGAGAAGCCAGGUGUAGCAAGGACUUGACCUGACAUCCUGCCAAGGAUAUAUAAAUGGAAAUAGGGAGGAUGCUACAGCCACA
Elgaria multicarinata webbii is the source of this 1949-nucleotide messenger RNA. RefSeq lists its product as uncharacterized. The transcript has 7 exons. The record is from RefSeq and is a predicted model, not a curated record. NCBI's taxonomy places the organism in Eukaryota, Metazoa, Chordata, Lepidosauria, Squamata, Anguidae. Bases 1 to 1635 code for a protein of 544 amino acids.